UUGAUUCGUAUAAAUACAAGUCCGGAGCCGUUGGCAGCGUGCAAAAGGCAAGGAAAAGCGCCCGCAGACAUGUCAUCAAACAGAAUCCGGCCGGAGUUGGUGCUCCUGCAGCUGCUGCUGCUGCUGGCGGCCACACUAAUCCCUUUGCUGCAGGCCGGCAUAGUUACAGCUCCGCACUUCGAUUCGGAUUCGGUUUCGGAUUUGGAUUCGGUUUCGGAUUCGGAUCCGGACACCACCACCAUUGCCACCACCAACGACUAUGACCCGCAUGCGGAGAUGCAGCAGCAGCAUCUGGAAUCGGAGACGGAGGCCACUGCUGCUCAAGUGGAUGGCCAACGCAUCGACUGCAAAUUGACUUUCGAUGCGGCGACAAUGGACUCGUUAGGCUGCCACAAUGAGGGGGCGUUGACGGCGAGGGAGGGGGCGUGGUUGGCCACCGACAGUGGUAAUAAGCCGAUGGAGGAGUUGCCAGAAGCAAAUCCGGACGCCUGGCGGCCACGCCACUUGAAGUCCCCGGACAGCCAGCCCAUCUAUGAAUUACAAUUGGUUGUUUGGCCCAGUGACAUCGAGGAUGGUGAUGACUUUAGUCCGCCGCUGGCCACCACCACCAGCACCACAACAACAACAGCAAGGACCACUAGAGGCACCAGCAGCAGUACGAGUAGCACGACGAGCACCACAACCACCAAGCCCAACCAAAUUGGGACACCUAUUGAGCAAGUGUGGCCAUUGUACGAGGAUCAAUUGGUUGUAUUUCCGCAAAUGGACUUUGAAGAGGAGAAUCUUGAUUAUUUCUUCGACGAAGUGCCACCAACACCAACACCAACAACCACGACGACGACGACGACGACGACGACCCUUCGACCAACAAGCAGCAGUCAUCCCACGGGCACGCCCACUCCCACGCCCAUCUAUGUUGUGGAAAACUAUCACGUUGUACACCCCAACGGCACCGAGGAGUACAAAUUGGUGAUGAGCAACGGCCUGGUGAACUACAAGAAGCUGUACACCAAGCGAGUGGCCGACCGGCUGAUCAACGUGCAGGAGGGCUACAAUGCGGUGCCCAUUCCGGGACCCAGGAAUCAAAUCCAGACGCAGUACUACAUUGCCGACGAGCGGGGCUACAAUGUGUAUAGAAUCGAGCUGCACUAUCAGCAGCCAGGGUUGCCCAAACAUUUGCAUUACAAAGCCACAAAAGCGACCAAUAUGUGA
Drosophila yakuba is the source of this 1212-nucleotide messenger RNA. RefSeq names its product ras guanine nucleotide exchange factor G. The transcript has 3 exons. The coding region runs from base 70 to 1212 and encodes 380 amino acids. The record is from RefSeq and is a predicted model, not a curated record. Lineage: Eukaryota; Metazoa; Arthropoda; Insecta; Diptera; Drosophilidae.